Molecule: messenger RNA, 718 nt
Organism: Pseudomassariella vexata
Lineage: Eukaryota; Fungi; Ascomycota; Sordariomycetes; Amphisphaeriales; Pseudomassariaceae
Exons: 1
Coding region: 209-607 (132 amino acids)
Source: RefSeq, a predicted model, not a curated record
UGAUCCGAUCCAACACGAAUGCAACGAUACCACCAUUCAAGCAAAUGUUAUCAUCGAGGAUGCAAAAACAAUUCGAGCAGCCCAAUUUACACGACGAACACUCCCUGCCGACCUCUGUCUACCGGUCCCUAGCUAUAGUUUAUGAUCUCUUCAAUGUUAUACGCACACGGUCACGACUCCAAUCAGCACAUUCCUGAAUUUUCCCCGCAUGGUUUUGGCAUUUUUAUUUACACUGGCUCAGCAUAGCGUUGCCUGGGGGGGUUUGCAUCGGGUUUCGGUAUUCAAUUGGCAUUUCGGCUUGGGUAGUGGCAUUCGAAUCAUAUGCCGUCUCGAAUUGGAGGAUGCGUCGGCUACAGGAUCUCCCCACAAGUAUUUCCUUCCUUUCCUUUUUUUUCCUGGUUUUUUUUAUUGUUUGGAUGGCAGCAUACAAGGGUUGGGGUCAUGCAUGGGCGUAGGAUUAUACCAAGGCGUUAAUGGCUGGCCAAUGAAGGCUCUUGGAGGGACUGUCGGCAUCUCUUGUUUUGGGUUUCAUUUUCUCAUUAUUUCCAGCAUCGUUUCUCCUGUUCAGUCUUUCUUAUCUUCAAAUUGGUGUGCGGCUUUUUUGUAACACCACACGUGUGUAAGCCUGCUCGGGUAGCAGUGUCAUGUACUUCUAACGGAGACGAAUAGCUCCAGAUUCGGAUGCAAUGCUGGAAGGGGUGACAGGUUUACCUCGCCG